AUGGAUCUGAUGAGCGAUAUCUCCUAUAUCAUCCGGAAACUUGGCCAUCAGCGAACGCUCUCUGAUGCUGAAUUAAGGAGAGCUUCGGAUAAAUUGGCUUAUCUGACGGAAGCCGGUUUGAACGUGGAAUGGUUGCGGCCAAAUCUCGAGGUGAAGAAACGUGAAGCUUACUUAGAGAGGAAGAAACGCGAUGCUUAUGAAGCUCGGAUGGCUUACUUUGAGAGGAAGAAACGUGAUGCUUGUGAAGCUCGGAUCGUGGAACUCAAACAAGAGGUCAAGAAACUUGAGCUUGCCAAGUCUGGUCUCAAAGCUGAGUUGAAAAUCUAG
Messenger RNA from Brassica napus (rape), 327 nucleotides. Its product is annotated as MATH domain and coiled-coil domain-containing protein At3g58270-like. The record is from RefSeq and is a predicted model, not a curated record. Bases 1 to 327 code for a protein of 108 amino acids. NCBI's taxonomy places the organism in Eukaryota, Viridiplantae, Streptophyta, Magnoliopsida, Brassicales, Brassicaceae. The transcript has a single exon.